ACAAUUUGAUAUGAUUUAAGACUAAAAGAUCAAACCUUUCCCAUGUCUCCAAAAAUAACAACUUGUUGGAGAGAAUUUUGUCCCGGGAAAGGAGAAGAUUUAAAUUGAUACUGUUUACUCCAGAUCAAUGCACCAUUGGAUAAUCUAUGCCCUACUUUGUAGGAGCACCGCACAUGCUGUUACGCCUGAAGGUCAAUGUUCCAGCAGUGAGAGUUACAGUUCUCCUCCUUUAAUCCCCCACUCAACAACAGCGCCAACCGUGGGUAAACUGGUGCCUUUGGGUCCUCUAAGGUUACUUUGUUUGAGAUUGCCACAAGCUUUGGCUAUUACACAAGAAAAAUGCAAAACCAAUGGAUAUUGGAUGGUUAAAGAUGAGUAUAAGAAGAGCAGCGACGGCCGUGUGCAUGAUUCUUUCACGAUAUCAAGAAAUUACAGAGAUUUAUUGGCUUGUGCUGUUGAUAGUUGCUCUGCAAGACUAGAGACAAUGAAGUAUGACAUAGCGCAAAUUGAUUUCUCUUGCAUGCAACCCAACUGGAACUUGUUCAGCGACAAGGACUUCGGCUUCAUCAUCCUAACCACCGUCGAUCACUCGAACCUUAAGUUCGAGUACAAGAGAAGCAGCGACGGAGUCAUCCACGACGCAUUCGAGAUAGCGAGGGAUUUACAAAGACCUACUGGCGACCUUUGCCUUCUAAGAUAGAAUAAUAGAACUGUGUAAUCUUUUGUUGUUUCAAAAUGUUUUAUGUUAUAUUGAGGGCACCGAACGUGUAGAUACAUAUAAUGAUUAUAGGUCUCGACUUUGUUCCUAUUCAAUAAUAUUUUGGUCACUAAAUUAUGAUUUUUUAA
This is a messenger RNA of Arabidopsis arenosa, 846 nucleotides long. The record is from the annotation of a GenBank genome assembly. NCBI's taxonomy places the organism in Eukaryota, Viridiplantae, Streptophyta, Magnoliopsida, Brassicales, Brassicaceae.